Messenger RNA from Pelobates fuscus (common spadefoot toad), 2374 nucleotides. It is a transcript of the gene MAVS, whose product is annotated as mitochondrial antiviral signaling protein. The transcript has 6 exons. The record is from RefSeq and is a predicted model, not a curated record. Bases 93 to 2339 code for a protein of 748 amino acids. NCBI's taxonomy places the organism in Eukaryota, Metazoa, Chordata, Amphibia, Anura, Pelobatidae.
AGCAAAGCAGGAAGUGUUGAAGAAAAUAGGAAGCAAAGGGGAUACUGUGUAUCUGUUGAGCCUGCUUACCAAGAAAUACAAUAAAUUGAAGAAUGGGUUGGGCCGAAGAUCAAUUCCACAAAUACCUAAUGAAUAAUAUGAAAUCUUUAGAGGUGAUAAAUCUGACUGAGAUUUUACAGUAUCUACCUUGUCUCAGCACUCAAAACCAGGAAACUUUAAGGCGACGAAUAAUUUUGGAGGGUAAUGAAGCCACCAUGUGGGACUUCAUUAAUGACCUAAGAAAAAGAGAUGAUUGGGUGAAUCAGUUCCUGCAAGCGAUUCGAUUGAGAGACCUUGGUUCGCUUGCAGACAGACUACAAGAAGUCUAUAACAGUUUUCUGCUCCCAAGACAACCAGGCAAUCCUCGACCACUUCCUCCACCAGGAGUCCCCCAAGCAUCAAGCUUAUAUUAUUCAAGUCAGUCUAGUCCACAACAGCCCCAACAAAACCCAACAAAUAUACAACCUUUGCAACCUGUAUCCAUUCUGCCAAAUGCGUUGAAUUCAGAAAUGUUUCAGUCACCUGUUCCAGUUCAGUCACAACCUUUUUCUUCAUUGCCAUCUGAGGGGCUUCCUGGAGCUUCCAUACAACCAAACCAAGUUGACGUACAAUCUUUUUCUUCAUUACCAACUCUGGCGGCUCCAGAAACCCCUCUUUCAAAGCCGCUAAACAAGGUUCAGCCACAACUUUCUCCUUUGCUAUCUCAGGGUGUUCUUGACACGCUUUCAUCAAACAAUGUUCAGCCACAACCUUUAUCGUCCCCUCACAGGCUUCCUGAAUCCUUAUCUUUGGUGCAGCCAAACAAUCCAUUAGUCCAAGAAACAGGUCCAGCCUUAUUACCAUUAGAAAGUAAAUCCAAUCUGCCUCUCUCCAAAAUGGAAACAACCCCUGAACCUAGUAUUCAAUCAUUUUCACUUACAAAACGGGACAACAAAGUUUUACAAGCUAGUACAUCCAAUCAAGAAAAUGUUCCAGUUAAUGAGAUAUUUCCACUACAAGAUACAGACCAGAAGUCCAUCAAUAAUACUUUAAUCAAGGUGGCAGAGAAUCCCCAUAAAACCCUCCCUAAUUUCCAAAACACUCACCUGGAACACAGCAAAGACAGCUCCCAGCAAUCUGACACCCCCACCCCUCUUCCAGACCUCGGAGCAACCAACAUGCAGCCUCCCUUGAUUAAUCACCCUAAUCCCAACACCAUUGCAUCAUCAUCAUCAUCAUCAUCAUCAUCCCAGAUUACUCUACCUGCUCACAGCAGUCACACUGCUCAAUCAUCACCUGCCCAGAUGACAAAGUCGAAACAUAUAACGGCCAGCACUCAUCCAUCAUCCUCCCCAAUCAAAUUCACUGAGAGCAUUCAGGCCAAAGACCAAAUCACAUCUGCCUCACCCACUCAUACUAAACCAAUCAACCCAGUCACACGCACUAAUGCAUCAACCAGCACCUACUCACCAUCCACCCCAAUCACUCGAGCGGACCAUGGCACAGGGAGCAGUGCAAGACAUAAUACUGAAGUUCAGCAGGUUAAUCCUCUCGGAAGCCAAGCAGCUGCUAGUUCAUCCGUGUGUCCAAUGCAGGAAAAAAUCGAAGAUGAAGAUGAGAAUAUUUUGAGCAAGCCUGGUGUACUAUUAUCAAGUGCAGAGGCUAACAUACGUAUCGGUGGGGAUAUAAAUGGUUGUAGUGCAUUAUCAAGAAAUGAUGAAUUGAUGAUCAGUGAAAGUUUAAGUGAAAAUAACCAUGAUAAUCAAACUCGUCCACCUGUGCUUCCUGAGCAGAGACCUGGUACAAGGCUAGACCGUGUCAGAGACACAAAUGUUCCAACGCGAGGAGGCACAAGGAGCAGAGAUCAAACUUCACCAAAACAACAAGCCAGCAGCAACACUCCAAAGCGUGCAACUGAAUCUUCUCAAGGCUCUACAACAACAGAAUAUCAUGACAGUCCAGAGGAAAAUGAAUACUUGCUUAAUAAUUCACCAAGGCAUAACGAAUACUUCAGAGUACUGUCCUCAUCAGUACCAGCGCAGGAACCUGAAGAAAGCAGUUUCGAUGAAGAUACAGGAAGUUUCACUGUGAACGUUACAGGAGAAGCCAACAUUGAUCUUGGAGAAGGAAAUGAUCGACUGAAGUCUCAACAAUCUUCAAACAAUCUUCAACUAUCCUCAAACAAGCAGCACAUUGGGAAGGAUGAGAAAGAGAGCAAACACUAUGAAACCCAAACAGAUAACAAUUAUACAAAACAUCUUUUAAUUUUAAGUAUUUUUGUUGCUGCUAUCGGCAUAUGGGUAUGGAAAAAGAAAAACUAAAUGUCAUAAAAGUAAAUAUGUAUGUGUAUAUGUAU